ACAACACCGGAACCUACUACUACUGCAGUUACUACAACACCGGAACCUACAGUCACCGUAGUUACUACAACCUCUGAAAUGGUUAGCACAACCGCUACUACACCGCCCGAUGUUAUCGACCCUAUUGAAGAGGAGCCGAGCGAUGGGAUCAUUCAGAUUUCGUCGAAUGUCAACAAGACCUGUGACGAAAUCGAGCCGGAGGACUUCGCGCAGGAUGUUGUCAUUGAAAACAAAUUCGAGAUGGAUGACUUUGAAAUGGCUCUACACAGACUGAAGGAUAGCGAAGACAGCUAUUGCGCAGUGCAAACUCUCCUUUCCCAAGAUCCCAACAACACCAUGAAUAGCUCCUGGUACUACAUGGACGACGGUUUAAUCCAGAUGGAAGUCGGGGAGACGUACCAGCCAGAUGUCCAUAUCAGCGAAGGGCUCUUGAUUAUUCUGCCUCUAAUCGACGACGAUGGCAACCUCAUUAUCGUUGUACUAAUCAGGACCUUUAACGAUGAACCUGCGAGCCCAAUCGUCCAGAUCAGUCAGACUUUUGCGGACCAUGGUAACUGCCACUGCUUAAAAAGAGAGUCGUUUCAGGCGUCUAAUGUAGCAGAUGACGUGGCGUUCCACCUAUCACAGCAUUUUCAGGAAAAGGAGACAAACAUAACAAAGCCAAGGCGAUCCCGUAGAAAUGCAGAGCCGGACCCCACCAUGGAUUACAUCAACAUGCUGGACGCCGUCCCGCCCUUCCGACGCACAAUAAAAGACGUCAUAAUCGCGAGAGUGAUUGAGGAAGACUGCAACGAGACGACAACAGAGCCUCCAACAAAAACAAAUGCUACACUAAUAGAAGCAUCUACACCAGUAUACACAUUGAAGUACAGUGGUUCCAAACCAGGGGAGCGUGAAGCGUCUACAGGGGAGAUAGGAGGAAAAAAUGGCAUAGCAUAA
Penaeus vannamei (Pacific white shrimp) is the source of this 939-nucleotide messenger RNA. The record is from RefSeq and is a predicted model, not a curated record. NCBI's taxonomy places the organism in Eukaryota, Metazoa, Arthropoda, Malacostraca, Decapoda, Penaeidae.